Molecule: messenger RNA, 1460 nt
Organism: Glycine soja
Lineage: Eukaryota; Viridiplantae; Streptophyta; Magnoliopsida; Fabales; Fabaceae
Exons: 1
Coding region: 263-1177 (304 amino acids)
Source: RefSeq, a predicted model, not a curated record
CUGUUGUGCUAUAUCGUAUACUACUAUGCCUCUCGCUUUGACACUGCUUUCGUAUUCUUUUGACGAUAGCUUUAGUUUUUCCCUCUCUCUAGAAGAAAAACAACAUAGCGAGCGAACAGAGAAAAUCGAAUAUUCACAAAUCCCUUCAUAUAAAUACAACACCGCCACCACAAAGAGUGUAAGACGACUCAACAACCAACUUUGAAAGAAAAAAAAAACUCCAAACAAACAAUAUUUCUUUCUCUUUCUCUCUAAUAUUAUUAUGCCACAGAUGGAUUUGGAAACGCUGGUUUCCGCCUGCGCCGGCGGUUGCUCCGACCAGAAAAUCGCCUGCGAGCCUCACGCCGACGAGGGAGACCACGGCGGCCGCCUUCCGGACUCGCCGCCGGAGUCGUUUUGGCUCUCCGGCGACGCCGAGUACGACUGGUGGGACCGCAACGCCGUUUACGAGCGAAACGAAUCGACGAAAGGAAACUCAAUUAUUUCCUCAACGAACCUUAACUCAAACUCCAACAACAAUUCUCAGCGAUUCUCGAAGAACUUGAAGUCCAAAGCCGCGAUUAUCGGCUUGCCGAAGCCGCAGAAGGCUACCUUCGCCGACGCCAAGAGCCGCCGCAACCAUCGGCCGCCGGGAAACGCCAGGCUAUUCCCGAAGCGGAGCGCGUCGGUCGGCGGAAAAUUGGAAGGCUCCGUCGUCGAACCGUCGUCGCCGAAGGUCUCGUGCAUAGGGAGAGUGAGAUCCAAGCGUGACAGAAAUCGGAGAUUAAGAACACGCCAGAGAUCAAUCUCCUCCUCCACGGCCACUGCCGCCACCACCGGUUCAAUCUCCUCCGCCGUCACGAGGCAAAAAUCGACGCGGAGCCAGAGGAAGAAAACCGGUUUCUUCGAAAGCGUUCGCGCGAUUUUCCGGCACGGUCGCAGAGGCAAACCGGUUCAGAAACCGGAUCUUCCGCAGGAAGAUUCGUCGUCGUCGAAGAUGAAGAAGAAGAGAAGUUACGGUAAGAAAGCACGGGGAAGCACCACUAGCAGCACAACGAAUCGAAACGACGCGUCGUUUGAAGAAUCGUUUUCGAGUGCAGCACCACCUCCCGGUUUGGGUUCGGUGAACCGGUUCGCGUCUGGGAGAAGGUCUGAGUCGUGGGGAGUGGGUGACUCGGAAAUCCGCGUGUUGCAUUAGGAUUUGUUUUUUUACCGCGCCUUGCAAUUUUGGUGACGGCUAUGGUGGGCCCCACUUUGAAUAGUGGUUAGACGGGUGACUUGAACAACGGUCUCCAAAAAAAAAAAAAAUGGAUAUAGUAGUGACAGUACUAUGGCUUUUGUAGUGUGUAUGUAAGGUUGGUAAAGUGUAGUUUUCUUUUGAAACGUGAUUGAAUUUGCUGCUUCCUGUGUUUAUUUUUUGUCCCUUUCUGUUUCGGCGAUAACAACAGCGUUUUGUAGAUAUGAUUCAUGUGAUUUGUUGC